AUGGCUGUCACGUUGCUUAGUGAACACCGAAGGCUAGGGAUCACCUUGCUUAAAGCACUAAUUGGCAAGUUAUCAAAUAACAGCCACAUGAAUUAAACAGUCUCAUGGUCUCUUCCCUAUUUUGGAGUCUCUGUUAGAGAUUGCCUCCUUUACCUGAAAUAUAAACCAGUUGGUAAGGUAGGAGAGGGAACAUUUUCUGACGUUCUGAAGACGAGUCGUAGGCAUGGAAAGUACUAUGCAUGUAAACACAGGAAGCAACAUUUUGAAAGUAUGGAACAAGUGAAUAAUCUGAGAGAAAUACAAGCGCUAAGGAGGCUGAGUCCGCAUCCUAAUAGCCUUAUGUUACAUGAAGUUGUUUUUGAUAAAAAAGCUGGCUCUCUUUCACUGAUAUGUGAACUUAUGGACAUGAAUAUUUAUGAGCUGAUAAAAGGAAGGAGAAAGCCAUUACCUGAAAAAAAAAAGAACCACAUGUACCAGUUAUGCAAAUCUCUUGAUUGCAUACAUAGAGAUGGGAUAUUUCAGAGAGAUGUGAAACCAGAAAACAUUAUUUUGCAGCAGAAUACCCUGAGGUUAGGAGAUUCUGGAUCUCGUAGGAGUGUCUGUUCUAAGCAGCCACAUACAGAACAUAUCUCUAUACGCUGGUACUGAGCACCUGAAUGCUUACUUACAAAUGGCCACUAUAGUUACAAAAUUGAUAUAUGGAGUGCUGGCUGUGUUUUCUAUGAAAUCACAAGUUUUCAGCCUCUCUUUCCUGGAUCUGAUGAGCCGGGCCAAAUUUCAAAAAUCCAUGACGUUAUAGGCACUCCUGCUAACAAAACUCUCAACAAGUUCAAGCAAAAUGAUUACCUAAAUCAGAUGAGAAUAAUUUUUUUCAGUCAAGAAUUGGCGAGUUUUGAUUUCCCGUUUAAAAAAGGAAAAGGAAUCCCUCCUCUUGCGCGCAAUUUGUCUCCCAAAGGCUUCUCUCUCCUGUGUGUGAUGAUAAAAUAUGAUCCUGAUGAGAGAAUUGCUGCCCAUCAAGCAUUACAGUACCCUUAUUUUUAAGAACUCCGGGCAGCUGAUACACAAGCUUUGGCCAUGCACAAAAAAUUAAGGUUACUAGGAAAUACAGCAGGGCAAGUACCUCUGCAUUUGUGGCAAAUUUCAAAGGAAAGUCAAAGACAGGGUUUGCUGUAUCUGCAAGCCUCUCUUAGGAAAGUCCAGGAAAAAACAAAACAACAACAUGGAUCUCCUCGUGGAGAAUUACCAAAAUUAAAUCUUUCUGGAGCAGCCAAAUUGACUUCCAGUCCUACUCCUACAUCGCUUUCAGUUUUCCAAGCACCUAAGGAAAGUGGUGAAACCCCUGUGUUACAGUCUGUUAUUAUUGGAUCAAGUAUCGAGGUACAGACUCUAACUUGCCCGUUAAAGUGUAAUAGCAAAAUGCGUUACAGAGCGUAUUUCAAACUUCCAUUGUUUCCGCAACAGUCUGAGAAACAGAAGUCUUCCCCUUACCUGCUAAGGAACGAAGGGGAGGAGGUUACUGACCACCUUGUGAAGUAUUUGGAGUGUGAGGAAAAGCAUGACUGUGCCGUGAGAGCGAGCCAAUCAUGCUUCCGUUGUUAGAGACGUAACAAGAACAGCAGUGCCUUAUUUUGUGUUUCUCUGAUAAUCUGUAGGAAAACCCCACAAGGUUACG
This is a messenger RNA of Pygoscelis adeliae (Adelie penguin), 1672 nucleotides long. RefSeq names its product MOK protein kinase (gene MOK). Gene Ontology annotation, biological process: intracellular signal transduction; protein phosphorylation. NCBI's taxonomy places the organism in Eukaryota, Metazoa, Chordata, Aves, Sphenisciformes, Spheniscidae. Gene Ontology annotation, molecular function: protein serine/threonine kinase activity; ATP binding. The record is from RefSeq and is a predicted model, not a curated record. Gene Ontology annotation, cellular component: nucleus; cytoplasm.